This is a messenger RNA of Lolium rigidum, 1023 nucleotides long. Its product is annotated as 40S ribosomal protein S6. The record is from RefSeq and is a predicted model, not a curated record. The coding region runs from base 54 to 806 and encodes 250 amino acids. Lineage: Eukaryota; Viridiplantae; Streptophyta; Magnoliopsida; Poales; Poaceae. The transcript has 6 exons. Gene Ontology annotation, biological process: translation. Gene Ontology annotation, molecular function: structural constituent of ribosome. Gene Ontology annotation, cellular component: ribosome.
GCCACCCCGAGCCCGGGCGCCUCGACCGCUCGAGCUCCCGCCGCGCCGCCGCCAUGAAGUUCAACAUCGCCAACCCGACCACCGGGUGCCAGAAGAAGCUGGAGAUCGAUGACGACCAGAAGCUUCGUGUCUUCUAUGACAAGAGGAUUUCCCAGGAAGUUCUUGGUGAUCACCUUGGCGAAGAAUUCAAGGGCUAUGUCUUCAAGAUCAUGGGAGGCUGUGACAAGCAGGGUUUCCCCAUGAAGCAGGGUGUCCUUACCUCUGGACGUGUCCGCCUGUUGCUACACAGGGGCACCCCAUGCUUCCGUGGAUUCGGAAGGCGUGAUGGUGAGCGCAGGAGGAAAUCUGUCCGUGGUUGCAUUGUCAGCCAGGACCUCUCUGUCAUCAACUUGGUGAUUGUUAAGAAGGGUGAGAAUGACCUCCCUGGCUUGACCGACACUGAGAAGCCCAGGAUGAGGGGACCCAAGAGGGCAUCCAAGAUCAGGAAGCUUUUCAACCUUGCUAAGGAUGAUGAUGUCCGCAAGUAUGUCAACACCUACCGCAGAACCUUCACCAACAAGAAGGGCAAGAAGGUGAGCAAGGCUCCCAAGAUCCAGAGGCUCGUGACUCCAUUGACCCUUCAGAGGAAGAGGGCGAGAAUUGCCCAGAAGAAGCAGAGGAUUGUCAAGAAGAAGUCCGAGGCUGCUGACUACCAGAAGCUUCUUGCCCAGAGGCUCAAGGAGCAGAGGGACCGCCGGAGCGAGAGCUUGGCCAAGAAGAGGUCCAGGCUUUCCACCGCCAAGGCUGCCCCAGCUACCACCGCUUAAGAUUGCUGCCGUGCCUACCAAGAUAUAGAUGAGAACCGCUUGUCAUUGGGAUGGAUAGACCUGCUACCGUUAGCUUUCUUCUUUAAAAUGCGCCGUUUUCCAUGAACCAAGAUGUCGUCUGAAAUUUUUGAGUACUCGUUGCUGUUAUGUUAUUCCUGAAGCUAUAACUUGAGCCAACUAUUUACUUGGUUUGCAUAUGCUGUUUGUGUUUUCUGCC